Molecule: messenger RNA, 513 nt
Organism: Esox lucius (northern pike)
Lineage: Eukaryota; Metazoa; Chordata; Actinopteri; Esociformes; Esocidae
Gene: fabp1a
Product: fatty acid binding protein 1a, liver
Exons: 4
Coding region: 100-483 (127 amino acids)
Biological process (GO): fatty acid transport
Cellular component (GO): cytosol; nucleus
Molecular function (GO): fatty acid binding
Source: RefSeq, a predicted model, not a curated record
ACGGUUUGUGAUCUUGUAUCAGUUGGUUAAUAAUUCCCUUAGUUUAGAAUAUAAAAGUAGGAGAGUUCUUGUUACUUCUCCUUCUGUCUUUGAUUCGCGAUGGCAUUCGCUGGGAAAUAUCAACUUGAGUCUCAUGAGAAUUUUGAACCUUUCAUGAAGGCCAUUGGUCUGUCAGAUGAACUGAUUCAGAAGGGCAAGGACAUCAAGAGUGUGUCUGAGAUUGAACAGAAUGGAGACCACUUUAAGGUGACUGUGACCACAGGCACAAAGGUUAUGGUCAACUCGUUCACAGUUGGCCAGGAGGCAGAGCUAGAGACGAUGACUGGAGAGAAGAUCAAGUCUACAGUAAAUCUGGUUGGGAACAAGCUAAUAGUCUCUCUGAAGGGCAUUGAGUCAGUGACAGAAUUCAACGGUGACACAGUCACUGCUACCAUGACGCUUGGCCCGAUCGUCUACAAGAGGAUAAGCAAGCGUAUUCAGUGACCUUAACAUUUUGAAUAAACCAAAAAUCUA